AUGUCCAGUUUUUUCAACUCCUUAUUCAACUCGAAGGCUUUGUCCUUACAACAAGAUGCGUCUUUAACGAAACUCUUCCACGUUAACAAUGCGCCUGUGAAUUCGUUCUGUAACACAGUUCCUGUACUCCAACCUUCGUUGGUGUCAACGCCAUUUGGACAAUCGCUGGUCUGUAUAUUUGUCCUUGUUGUUUAUUUUGUCUUGUACCAACUCCAAGGUUCACGUACAGGUGUUGAAUCGAGACUCUUAGUCUCUCUGAUCCUCGGUGCUGUGCUCUUUGCCUUGCUGACGUUCAACGACUGGUUCGACUUGAGAAACCAAAUUGUGCUGUGCAACGAUUACAAGAACGGAGUACUGAAUCUGUACCAGGUGAGUGAACUCAUCGAAAAGUACAGAUUGAUCAAUUUCAUCUCCAUCUAUAAGGACCUGAUCGUCAGUAAUAUGUACAAGUACGCAGGUUUGGCUAUUCGUCAGUUUAUCACACAGGUUAAGAGCCUUGUGGUUGAUGGAUGGAGAGAGGCUUAUGGUCAUAUUCAAAAGCUGAGAGCAAAGUAG
Messenger RNA from Williopsis jadinii, 555 nucleotides. RefSeq lists its product as uncharacterized. NCBI's taxonomy places the organism in Eukaryota, Fungi, Ascomycota, Saccharomycetes, Phaffomycetales, Wickerhamomycetaceae. Bases 1 to 555 code for a protein of 184 amino acids. The transcript has a single exon. The record is from RefSeq and is a predicted model, not a curated record.